AUGGCGGACUACGACGACGACGUCGGUGUGUAUGUACAUGCUAACACGCUAAGAACUGCCAUUUAUGUCCAAAUGUUUCCAGAGGUUCCCAAGUACUAUAAAUUAUCUAAAAAAAAAGGUGACUGGCGAUCAAAACAUGAAGAAUUUAUAGCAAAUAUAAGGGCUGCCAGAGGUGUUACCCAUGCCUUAAAAACUGGUGCUCCUCUUCCACCUCCUCCUAAAGCAACACUAAACUUAGACUAUGUUGAAUGUCCAACGUGUAAUAGGCGGUUUAACGAAGGCGCUGCUGAAAGACACAUACCAUGGUGUGCAGAAAAAUCAAAACGGAUAGCUCCUAACGCAAGUAAAAAAGAACAGCUUAAAACAAGAACAGGGUAUAAACCACCAUUACCUGGACAGAAGAAAACCAGUCCAACUCAACGAGUCAGUAGUGGUGGAAGUAGAUCCAAUAGUGCUGGUAAAAGGGAUUCUCCCAAUGACAGAACGACAAUCAAUGGUAGAACAGGCAGUGGUGGGCUAGCAAAUGGUUAUACUAACAGAGGAAAAAAACAAAGUUUAGAGAGACUGCCAGGUAACAGGAAUGCUGAUUUAAACAGUUAUUAUGAUGAUCUUGACUACCCUGGUUAUAACAGCUUGUCACCUAAAGGAACAUCAGGGGGAGGGGAUAGUUAUGGAGGUGGGUCAAAUUCAAGGUCAACGUCUGCAGGGUCACGAGGGUCAGCUGGCAGCAGAGGAAUGAGAUCCAAACCUCCUAGUGGUACAAUGCAGAGGGAUACUAUAGUGACUAGAACACCUACUCCUCCUCUUUAUGGCAGGCCAUCAACAGGAAGUAGUAAUUUAACAAGACAACCUGCCGGCAGUAUGGAAAAUGUCAAUGGGAAAAGAGCUUCCAAAUUCUGCUAUGAAUGUGGUACAAAGUAUCCAGUGCCACACGCUAAAUACUGCUGUGAAUGUGGGACCAAAAGACCUUGGAUAGAAUAGAAGAGAAAAAAAAACGUUUCUGCAUUGCAAAGGUUACUACAGCCAAGGGAAAUAAUCCUCUCUGUGUCUUGUAUCACAUUUUGUUGCUAGGCGUUUUUUUUGGUUUGGGUAAAAAGAAGAUCAACGGUUGAAAAAACAAUAGAGAGUGUAGAAAGGAACAAGGACAUUCAAGUUUUUUUUAUUCUUUUAGGCAUGCAGGCAGGCAUCUUUGAGAAUUUUUUCCCUUGGCCUAUUUAUAUGGUCAAUGUGAUGUGUUCAGCCAAAGUGAAUUUACUGAUACAAGUUUUUGAUGUGUUAAAUAUUGUAAAUUGCAAUUGAGAUAAAUAUUGACACAAACAUGCAA
Messenger RNA from Saccoglossus kowalevskii, 1324 nucleotides. RefSeq names its product zinc finger C2HC domain-containing protein 1A-like. The record is from RefSeq and is a predicted model, not a curated record. NCBI's taxonomy places the organism in Eukaryota, Metazoa, Hemichordata, Enteropneusta, Harrimaniidae.